Messenger RNA from Aspergillus ibericus CBS 121593, 2471 nucleotides. Its product is annotated as putative vacuolar segregation protein (Pep7). Lineage: Eukaryota; Fungi; Ascomycota; Eurotiomycetes; Eurotiales; Aspergillaceae. The record is from RefSeq and is a predicted model, not a curated record. Gene Ontology annotation, molecular function: metal ion binding; DNA binding. The transcript has 6 exons. Bases 150 to 2186 code for a protein of 678 amino acids. Gene Ontology annotation, biological process: DNA repair.
CUUCAUCUCUUGUCUCCCCCUCUUGAGCUCCACCUCCGGGCAAGGCUGGACCGUCAUAAACCCCCCUUUCAUCCGCCAGUUCCCAUUUCAUCUGGUCUAUGCCCCUUCGUGGGUUUUUGUUUCUCAUGCUCUCCUAAAUCCCAGUCAUCAUGCCCCGGAGGACGCUGGGUGGAGGUCGUGUUCUUGGCCCCGCGAACGCUCGUUCUCCAUCGGCUUUAACCCCGUCUCCGCAGCCCAGUAACCCAAGACUCCUCACCUUAUCGCCAUCCGCCAGCAGUGUUUCCCUUAAUUCACAGGCCUCGACAUCCCAAUUCUCAUCUGAAGCCCAGGAUCUCACGUCGCGCAUCUCCCUUGAAAAUGGCUCUGCCUCCAUACCUGCCGCUCCGGCAGCUGCCGGAGCUCAGUUGGCCUGUCCGAUCUGCAGUGAGGAGAUGGUGACACUGUUACAGCUUAAUAGACACCUCGAUGACGUCCACCAGAACCUGGAAGACGACCGGCAAGAUGAAGUUAAGGACUGGUUCAAGACCCAAAUGGAUAAGGCCAAGCGCUUUCAGCCCCUCGCUGUUUUGAACCAGAAGCUCAAGGGUUUGGAUGUGUUCGAAUCGAACGAGAAUAUUCAGCCUUUCGCUGGUCCAAGCCGGCCGUCCGGACCGGUUUCGACGCAUCCUCUUGAGCCUCCAAGAGCACCCGACCCGGAUGAUGUUAUAACGAGGGAGCACUGGCAAGCGCGCACUCUAUAUGAUGUGUGCCUGGAACCUUCGUGCGGCAAGCGGCUUAACGCAACCAACGGCUGUGUCAAUUGUCGCAAAUGCGGGAAGCUAUUCUGUGAGGAUCAUACGAUGUAUCAGAUGAAGCUAUCCAGAUCGGCUCAGCAUGAGCCAGUCAGGGGGUUAUGGUGCAGGGUCUGUGAAACUUGCUACAAGUCGAGGGAGGGGUAUAACGAUCACAAUGGUCUGGUAAGAGACCGUAUGGAUGAAUUCAAGGCAAUGAGGAAGCCGACAGUUGAUAAGGCUCUGUUGGAAGUGUCUCGUUUGGAGAAACGCCUGACACGGCUGACGCAGCUGCUCGCUAGUUUACCUGUGGAGCAGAUUCAGUCAAGCGCGAAUAAAUUGUGGUCAAUCUCAUGGCAGGGCGACCAGCGAAAAGCCCUUGAGCAAACCAUAGUCAGUUGGCAAGAUGAUGCUAGCGUUUCCCGAUGUCCCUUUUGUCAGCAAGAUUUUACCAGUUACUCUUUCCGAAGGCACCAUUGCAGGACUUGCGGGCGAGUCGUCUGUGGUGACCCAGCAACUGAAUGCUCCGCGGAAGUUCCGUUGAGCAUUUCGCCUCUAGCAAAGACGUCAGCGGAGAAGUCGGUUCGCACGGGGGUGAUCAACGUCGACAUCAGGCUUUGUAAGGAGUGCCGAUCGACCUUGUUUGACCGACGAGACUUUGAAGCCGACAUUAUGGGAAGGCCGCCAGCUGUGCGGGCGUAUGAUAAUCUCACCCAAUUCGAGAGGGGCAUUCGGCUCCUACUACCUAAAUUUCAGAAGAUACUGGGGACUUUGCAAGAUCCCAGGCGGCCACCAUCGUCUGCACAGAUUUCCGAAGCUUCCAAAGUUCGCAAGCGAUUAACAGACUCAUUUGCUCAGUAUGAUGUUGCUGCUAGGCGAAUUCGUGAUAUGCAAACAGAUUCCCCCACUCAACAGCGGCUCCAAAAGGCCAUCUACCAACAAGCCAGCAAUUUCCUCCACCUUCACAUGCUUCCUCUGAAGUCUCUUCCCAAGGUUCUCAAGCAUGCAUCUUCCCACGGACGACCCUCUAGCUCCACAAGCUCCCCUACUAGCCCUAGUCCUGGCAACGGUUCACUGGGUGGCUCUCGACGGCAAGGGCCAGCCCUCGCGUCGAUCAAAUACGGCAGUAUUGCAGCUAGUGGUAGCAACAGCAGCCUAGCUAGUGAUGCCAGCAGCGCUAUUUCCGCCCUGGAAGCUGAAGAAAAGUCGCUUCGGGAGCGGCUGAUCGUGCUGGAGGAGCAGAAGUUCUUCGUGUCGGAGAUGAUCGCGGAUGCGAACAGACGACGAAAAUUCGAUGAGGUUAGCAGUCUCGCGAUGAAUAUUGAGGAUCUCACCCGGGAGAUUGAUCGGGUGAAUGGGAUGCUGGAUGGGCUAGACUUUGAGGGCGUCUAUACCGGGACACAUCAGCAGACCUGAUGGCUUGUAAUAAUACCAACUCAUUCGCUUGGUUUUCCGUUGCUUGCUUCCAUCAUUUUGCUGCAACCGCGAUGCAGGGUGGUAUCGUUACUUCCUGUACACGAUUCUGGCCACGGCGCGGGCGCGGCGUUUGCGGUUGGGCUCAAUUAACUUGCAUAGCAUGGGCGUUGCGUCGUAUGCAUAUGAUCGUAUAUGAAUAUGGUCUCUACAGUCUCCUUUUCUUCUCCAUUGCUGUUCGCUGUAUUACCCUGUAUUAUCGCGCCAAUGCUUGAUACCAUGAAUCAU